Messenger RNA from Tribolium castaneum (red flour beetle), 1819 nucleotides. RefSeq names its product all trans-polyprenyl-diphosphate synthase PDSS2. Lineage: Eukaryota; Metazoa; Arthropoda; Insecta; Coleoptera; Tenebrionidae. Bases 633 to 1814 code for a protein of 393 amino acids. Gene Ontology annotation, cellular component: mitochondrion; transferase complex. The record is from RefSeq and is a predicted model, not a curated record. The transcript is spliced from 3 exons. Gene Ontology annotation, biological process: ubiquinone biosynthetic process; isoprenoid biosynthetic process. Gene Ontology annotation, molecular function: prenyltransferase activity.
AUUAGAAAUGAGCUAAUACGUAUUGCACACCUCCUUCUUGUAAGUGUAGUUGUCUUUUUAAAAUAAUCCAGCGCAAAUCAACUUUCCACCACAAUAGAAUAACCGAGAGAACAACUUGUGUUCCAUAUUCUAUAUAGGUAAUAUUAACUCCAGCGAGACUUCUGUUGGCUCCAAAUUAUGUCAGAUUUCAGCAGAGGCUUAGUUUAAAACAGGCUGACAUAAAUGUUGCACACACAACAGCAAAGAUCCCAUAAAGAUCCCUAGAUCGUACCGAGGCGUUAAAAAUGGCGCUCUUUUCGAACUGACCCGUUAUUCAAAUUUAUCAACCUUUAGCCUGUGCUUUAGCGAAGUUAUCAUGUAAUCAAUUUUACACAAAACGUUCACAAAUGGCUUAUGUAACAGAGGAAUUGUAAUAUAUGACACAAAUGUUUAGCAGUAAGUUUGCAGAAAACUUCUAAUCACGGUGUCUAUUUCACUAGUGGUUGUGUAAAUAACUCUAGAAAUGCGUCUUGUUUUCAAAGUGGAAACAGUUAGUAACCUUGGUCCAUUAUGUAACUAAUUGUUGACCUUAAAGAUACACAGUUUUUCCGCAUCUUGCGAAAUUACCGAAUCUCGCAAAAAGUUAGGUUAAGAUGAGCAAUCUGAACAAAUCGUUGAAUUUUUACUUAAAGAGAGGGAUAUCAUGUAGAAAUUUGUCAUUUUUGACUCGCAAAGUUGACGACAAUUCCAAACGGAACAGUGUGGUUAAAGAAGCUGAACGAGUUGUUGGUUAUCCAACAUCAUUUCUAAGCCUCAGAUGGAUUUUAAACGACGAAAUUGCAAAUGUUGCCACUCAUAUCAGGAAAUUAAUCGGAACAAAUCACCCCCUCCUUAAAACAGCAAAAAAUUUAAUUCUAAGGAAUGAACAACCGACUUGGGGUCUUAUUGUACUUCUGGUGUCAAAACUGGCCGGCUUAAACUCAAAAUUUUCUGAACUCGAGUGUGACAGAACUGCUGAUAUUUUACACAGCCAAAGGAUAAUUGCGGAAGUCACAGAAAUGAUAAGAACUAGUCACUUGAUUCACAAAGGCCUUAUCAACCUCGAACCUCACGAUAAAAACUUCUCCGACUUGAAUUUCGGCAACAAAUUAGCUUUAUUAUCUGGAGAUUAUUUACUCAGUAGUAGUUUUAAUGAAGUCGCAAAACUGAAAAACUUUCACGUACAAGAGACAAUUUCGUCCACUUUGAGAGACUUGGCUGAGUCAGAAUUCAUUGGUUUGAGGAACAAACACAACGAACCAAUCCCGUCCAAACCACUUCCUGUGCAAGAAAAUAUUAACAUACCACUUGAAUUUGGAGUCAAACCGUUUAAAUUAGAGCACGUUUUGGGUAAUAUGAGGGCAGAAUGGACCCUCAGAAAUGUUUUAUCAGGCGGUAGUUUACUUGGAAAGUGUUGUCAAUGUGCAUUAAUUUUGGCAAAUCAUGAGUCUCGAGUCCAGGAAUUGGGGUAUAGUUUUGGGAGGAAUUUAGCCUUGGCCUGGCAGGCGGCUUUAGAAAAAGAACUCUUUAGGGAAGAAAAAUUUAGUCUAGUUUCAGCACCUGUAAUGCUUCACCUCGAAACUGAUUCGAGUUUUUACAAAGAAAUAGAAAAGGGGUUGUCUGAAGACCAUGAAAUAAAUUACGAUCAAGUGAGGAAAAUUGUGCUAGGGGGGCCUGGUUUGGAGAAAACCGCGCAGUUGCAAAGCGAAUUCACAGAGGAGGCCUUGGACACUCUUGACAAGUUCCCUAAUAAUGAAUCAAAGGUGGCUCUAGUCAAUAUAGUCAAUUCGUUGUAAACCAA